ACACAAAAUUCUAAAAUGGCUGCCUUUCCAAACCACCAUCCUUCUACUCCAGUUCGUCCCAGAGUUUUUCAGCAAUUAGACGGGUCCCUAAAUGUCCAUAGGAUAGUAUUCUCGUCUUUAUACGCUCUAUUAUUAAUAGUAUAUUUCCCUUUUGGUCUACUCCUAUUCAUAGUUCGUGUCACCAUGCUCCUACAGGCCUUCAUAAUACUCAGUAUUAUACCAACUGGUGUAUUCCAACGUUUCUUGUUAAGGAUAUUGUUUGGUGUAAUGGGGCUGGUUGUUGUGACUAAAAACUGGAAGAGAAGGAACACAGCUGCUAGGAUGUUGAUAGCUAAUAAGAUAUCGAAACUAGACCAUAUUGUCCUACACCUUGCUAUGGAGUGUACAACAAUCAGUCUGGUUGAUGUCCCAUUGUUUUCGUCGUUGUUUUAUCAUACUCACUUGAAAACCGAGUCUUUGAACGAAAUUGAGGAGGCUCUUAAAAAAUUACCAGAAUUUGAUGUUGAUGUCUCCAUACCUGAUUCAGCUGCUAUUCCUUACGUAGCUCAGCCGGAAUCAAUAUAUACUAAUGGGAGGAGCCUAUCUCAAUUCAAUGUGUGGCCCUUCACAGUAGAGGAUAUAGUUCAACCAGUAGCAUUGUCCUGGUGGAGACCAAUAGAUAUUCCUUUUACAACUCUUGAUAGCUCUGACUUUACUGAUUUAUGCUGGACCUUAUUCCUACCUUUAACAAUAGUCACAAUGACUGUUCUCCCUUCUGUUGAUGCUGAUGACGGCAAAGGGGCUUCAGACUUUGCAAAGAAAGCAAAUAAGAAAAUGGCAUCUCUCAUGAAUGUAGAUGUACUAAAAGUGUCAAAGCAAGACAUUGAAAUGUGGAAAAGUGAAAUGAAGGAGUCUCAUUCAUUGAUGAGGAAGGCAUUUGGUUCUGAUACUGGCCCUUUAAUAUCAGACUCCCAGUUCUCAUCUAUGGGGACUCCACCUCCUGAAAUAGAAAGAAUGACAUACCAAGUCAUCAGUGUAUUGCCACACAUUCCAGCACAUGUCAUUAGGAAAGACCUUAUGAAGACUCGAAACGUUGACGUAACUGUUACCAAUUUUCUUGAAGGAAGAGUUAAGUUUGAUCCUGCCCCUCCUUCUUCUUCUUCAGGAGGAAGAGGAGGAGGAGGAGGAGCUGUACCACAGCCUCAAAAAUCUAAACCAAAGGAGAAAUUUUCGUUAGAAGAAGGAAACCGAGCUUUUCAAGAGAGAAAGAAAUCACUUUUAGAGAAUGCCAGGAAGAGAUAUAUUGCUAAACAUGGACAGUGAAGUUAAUUUAUUAUUAAUAUUUUGUGAGGGAGAGACAGAAAGAAUGUCCAUUAGUAAAUACACACACAUACACUGACUUGUGUAUUGUCUGAUGAAUAGUUUACAAUAAUAA
This is a messenger RNA of Amphimedon queenslandica, 1414 nucleotides long. RefSeq names its product ancient ubiquitous protein 1-like. Gene Ontology annotation, biological process: ERAD pathway. The transcript has 13 exons. Gene Ontology annotation, molecular function: ubiquitin binding. Gene Ontology annotation, cellular component: endoplasmic reticulum membrane. NCBI's taxonomy places the organism in Eukaryota, Metazoa, Porifera, Demospongiae, Haplosclerida, Niphatidae. The record is from RefSeq and is a predicted model, not a curated record. The coding region runs from base 16 to 1302 and encodes 428 amino acids.